Molecule: messenger RNA, 3678 nt
Organism: Diceros bicornis minor
Lineage: Eukaryota; Metazoa; Chordata; Mammalia; Perissodactyla; Rhinocerotidae
Gene: KCNK5
Product: potassium two pore domain channel subfamily K member 5
Exons: 5
Coding region: 335-1834 (499 amino acids)
Biological process (GO): potassium ion transmembrane transport; stabilization of membrane potential
Cellular component (GO): membrane
Molecular function (GO): potassium ion leak channel activity
Source: RefSeq, a predicted model, not a curated record
CUGCUGCGGCGCGCGGAGGGGUGGCCCACGUGUCUCCCCGGAGUGCGGCCCCGAGUUCACCCAGCUCCUUUCGCCCCGCGAUCCAGGGCGCCCACUGGGCCCCCUUGGUGUCCGCCCGCCCCCGGCCCGCGUGAAAAGGGCCCCACAUAGUUCCCCGGCUCGGUGGGCCAACUUGGCUGAGCAACUUUAUCCCGGGAGCGGCGCCGGGGGAACGGGACACUGCGCAUGCGGAGCUCCAAAUUCAAACAGCUGUUUCCAGAGGCUGGAGGGCGGGUGGACCGGGAGCCGCUGGGGCUAGGGGAGGCUUUCUCGAGGAGGCGGCCGCUCCGGAGCCAUGGUGGACCGGGGCCCUCUGCUCACCUCGGCCAUCAUUUUCUACCUGGCCAUCGGGGCGGCGAUCUUCGAGGUGCUCGAGGAGCCGCACUGGAAAGAGGCCAAGAAAAACUACUAUACCCAGAAAUUGCAUCUGCUCAAGGAGUUCCCGUGCCUGGGCCAGGAGGGCCUGGACAAGAUCCUGGAGGUGGUAUCUGAUGCUGCAGGACAGGGUGUGGCCAUCACAGGAAACCAGACCUUCAACAACUGGAACUGGCCCAAUGCAAUGAUUUUUGCAGCCACAGUCAUCACUACCAUUGGCUAUGGCAAUGUGGCCCCCAAGACCCCUGCUGGGCGCCUCUUCUGUGUCUUCUAUGGUCUCUUCGGGGUACCACUCUGCCUGACAUGGAUCAGUGCCCUGGGCAAGUUCUUUGGAGGGCGUGCCAAGAGGCUAGGCCAGUUCCUCACCAAGAGAGGCGUGAGCCUGCGGAAGGCGCAGAUCACGUGCACGGCCAUCUUCAUCGUGUGGGGCGUCCUGGUCCAUCUGGUGAUCCCUCCCUUCGUCUUCAUGGUGACUGAAGAGUGGGACUACAUCGAAGGCCUGUACUACUCCUUCAUCACCAUCUCCACCAUUGGCUUCGGCGACUUUGUGGCCGGUGUGAACCCCAGCGCCAACUACCACGCCCUGUACCGCUACUUUGUGGAGCUGUGGAUCUACCUGGGGCUGGCCUGGCUGUCCCUCUUUGUCAGCUGGAAGGUGAGCAUGUUUGUGGAGGUCCACAAGGCCAUCAAGAAGCGGCGGCGGCGGAGGAAGGAGUCCUUCGAGAGCUCCCCACACUCCAGGAAGCCUCUGCGGAUGGCGGGGAGUGCAGGGUCCAAGGACAUCAACAUCUUCAGCUUCCUGUCCAAAAAGGAGGAGACCUACAACGACCUCAUCAAGCAGAUCGGGAAGAAGGGGAUGAAGACGAGCGGGGGUGGAGAGAGGGUCCCAGGACCAGGGCUGGGGCCUCAGGGGGGUACGCUGCCAGCCCUCCCCACCUCCCUGACUCCCCUGGCGGUCUACUCCAAGAACCGGGUGCCCAGCUUGGAAGAGGUGACUCAGACACUAAGAAGCAAAGGCCAUGUGUCGCGGCCCCCCAGCGAGGAGGCAGGGGCAGGGCCCCCCGAGGACGGCUCCCCCGCCCCCGAGGUAUGCAUUAACCAGCUGGACCGCAUCAGCGAGGAGGUCGAGCCCUGGGAUGCGCAGGACUACCACCCGCUCAUCUUCCAGAACGCCAACAUCACCUUUGUGAACGAGGACGCCAGCCUCACGGACGAGGAGACGUCCAAGUCCUCACUGGAGGACAACCUGGCCGGGGAGGAGAGGCCCCAGGAGGGGGUCAAGGCUGAGGUGCCCCUCAACCUGGGCGAGUUCCCGUCGUCAGACGAGUCCACCUUCACCAGCACCGAGUCGGAGCUCUCUGUGCCGUACGAGCAGCUUAUGAACGAGUACAACAAAGCAGACUGCUCCAAAGGCACGUGAGGCCAGGCCGCUCCCCGCCCCGCCUUCGCUGGCUUCUGUUCCCCUCAUCCUGGGGCAUCCUACGAGGGCUGGGACCCCUGGGCCCUGGGGGCAGGGGAGCGGCUCUGGAACUGGAAGUGGGGGGCCAGGGGCUUUCCUCACCUUGCAUCCUCUCCAGCUAGACGCUCCCGAUCAAACAUGGCGCAUGCCCAGGACAGGGCCUCUGUUCUCCAGCUGAACAGGCACCCUGGCAAUGGGAGGCGUCUGUCCUGAGCACGGCUGGCAUAUUUUUGAUGGUUCAAAGACAUGUAUGGACUGGCAGGACUGACUCCGAGGAGACCUGCCCCUGCGUGGGUCUUCGCCCAGUCAUUCGGUUGAGAAUGUCACACGGUUCUCUUAGCCAGGGCCUUGGCCGUUUGAGUUCACCAGUAUUAACGAGCUCCUUCUGUGUGGCCGGCACUGGGGCAGGUAUUUCAGAGAGGGCGAAGGCAGUGUGAGACCUGGGGCCUGCUUCUGCAGGAGGUACAGCUGUGGCAUCAGGCCGGCACUUAGCUCCUCAGCGGUAGCAGGGCCCAGCCUGGGGCACGGAUGUCACCAUCCCCCAAUCCCACCUGUCUGCCUGACCGUCAGGCCCCUACUGCAAACCCCAGUAGGGAAGAGGCUGCCUGGGGAGGGAGAGAGGAGAACACGGGUGGGCGGGUGCCGAAACACUCCUGAUACAAGGACGCAGAGCAAGUCCUGAGUGUGGCCCAGGGUCCUAGUCAUUCUUGUUGAUUUACUAGGACCAGCCCAGAGCCCAGUUCCCUGUCUCACGCCCCCUUUGGCCAAGCAAUGGUAGAUGAAGGCUUUCUGCCUCCAGGGAACUGGUGGGAGGAAGAGGGUCAACAGGCCAUGGCCUCUGAGGCUGGGGCUCAGGGACCUGCCCCCACCCGCCCGCCCCGCUGUCCUCAUGCCCUGCGCCUCGCUGCUCCCCAGAUUGCUCUUGGCUCACAGGCAGGGAAUGGCCAAAUAUGUGAAUCAGACUCCUCUCUCCAGCUACUGUUGCGCGCGUGCGUGCGUGCGUGCGUGUGUGUGUGUGUGUGUGUGUGUGUGUGUGAAUGAAUGAGAGAGAGACGGGAAAGGAUUUGCUAUGGGGGAGCAAAAGAUAAUGUGAAACUGCACACAACUGUUUCUGGUGAGGGGCUGGCAGAACUUGCUGUGCCUGAGUUCUUGGGUUCUCCACAAUGUGGACCCUGGGGCCAGCCCACUCUGUCCUGCAUGUUUUGUUUGUUAUUUUUUACAUGAACUGCUGUUUUUAUGUACCUGGCGUCUGUGGUUGGUUUCAGAGCCAGAGGGGAGAAAAGGUGACAGAGUCCAGUCCCAAGGAUUGGGAUAUUCAGUGUUCACCUUCCUACCCCCAACUCAGUUGGGCCUUUCUCGGUGACCUCAGCCAGGGUCUCGAUGUCAAGAGUCCCCAUGCAGAGUGGGGGUGGGGCAUCGGUUGCAGGCGACUGAUGCUGGGCAGGAGGCGAGCGAUCACCCUCAACCCAGACACCUUUUCUGCCUCUCAGCCCCCUCCCCAAUACUGUGGGGCCAAAUGGGGCCAGACCCAACCCACCCCCCCAACAUGUGAAGAUGGCAAUGGGCAUGUGUGUCCACUCCCCCACUCAUCCUGUAACCGAGGGGUGUGCUGGCCCGGCAGCGGGGUGAGAGGGGUGGCCUUCAGUCUUUCUGUGAAACGCUUUAACGAGCUCAUCUGAGUUUCCUCACCCCACCUUGCUGGGGUGCCGCUGGCUGUCCUGGAAUUGUACACACUGUAUGUACAUAGUGGCGAGGAUGUCAAAUGUAAUUUAUUUUAACAUUUUUACAAUAAAACGUGAGAUGGA